AUGGCAGAAAUGAAAUACCAUUUGCGUAUUAACAGUUUUUGGAAGGAAUACACUUCGUGGACCUAUCACAGGGACACGACUCCAAUUGCACAAGUAAACGAUGUUGCGCCACAAGAUGGUAUGGUAAACGUUAUUGAAGACAUUAGGGGGGAGCGUAUGGAAGAAGAUACAUACCUUAACCAAGAGAACUCGAAUGGAGAUAGUAGCGGUGUUGUUGAUGAUUUUGAAGACCUGAUAAAGGAAGCUGAAACAGAAUUAUAUCCUGGUUGUACUAAGUUUUCUUCUAUCGACUUUUUAGCAAAGCUUUUGAAUAUAAAGGAUACGUACCAUUUUCAAAAUGAAGGAGUAGAUCGACUCCUCUCGUUGUUGCGAGAGUCAAUGCCAGAAGGCAACAAGAUUCCCCCUUCGUAUUAUGUAGCUAAGAAGACAUUUAAGAAGAUUGGUUUGGCAUAUGAGAUGAUAGAUGUGUGCACAAAUGAUUGUGCUCUCUUUUGGAAAGAAAACGAGUCCUUGCAAAAUUGUCCCGUUUGUAAUGAGAGUCGAUGGGUCGAUAAAGACACAAAAGGCACGAAGGUGGCUCGUAAGGUGUUACGAUACUUUCCUUUGACGCCUAGACUACGACGUUUGUAUUGUUCAAGGCACACAGCGAAAGAUAUGAUAUGGCAUAGUACCGGACGAUCGGAAGAUGGGACUAUGCGUCAUCCAGUUGAUGGAUCUGCAUGGCAAGACUUUGAUAAAAAGUACCCAAACUUCGCGAUGGAGCCACGAAAUGUUCGCUUAGGGCUUGCAGCUGACGGUUUUAAUCCCUUUAACAACGGUAGUGGAUCCUCGACUCAUAGCACGUGGCCGGUUAUACUCACCACAUAUAAUCUGCCUCCCUGGCUAUGCAUGCGAGAGUCCACAUUCAUGUUGACCUUGUUGAUUCCUGGCCCUAAAUCACCGGGGAAAGACAUGGACGUUUUCCUUAGACCGUUAGUGGAUGAGCUUAGGCAAUUGUGGCAGACAGGUGUACGUACUAAAGACGCAGCAACAAACACAUACUUCACAAUGAAGGCGGCGUUGUUAUGGACCAUAAAUGACUUUCCAGCCCGUAGUAGCCUAUCAGGUUGGAGCGGACAAGGCUACAUGGCAUGCCCAACUUGUAACCAAGACACUCCUUCAAUACGUGUAACUGGUAAAUGUGCUUAUGUUGGCCAUCGCCGGUUCUUAGAUGCCAACCAUCCUUGGAGAACAAGUCUCGACUUUAACGGGAGACCCGAGACACGAGACCCUCCGAGACAGUUUAGCCCAGCUGACAUAGAAGCUCAACUAGGUCGUUUAAUUAAUCGUCUACCAGGCAAGCAUCCAGAUUUUGGAGGUAGGAGGAUAACCCGGUCAGAUUUCGAGUUGAACUGGUCCAAAAGAAGCAUAUUUUUUGACCUUGAGUAUUGGUCUUCUCUGCAGCUGAAACAUAACUUAGAUGUAAUGCAUAUAGAGAAAAAUGUGUGCGACAGCUUGCUCGGUACUCUUCUGAUGAACGAUAAGAGCAAAGACACGCCAAAUGCGCGGUCUGACUUGGAAAAACUAAACAUUCGGCCGUCACAAUGGCUGAAACAAUCGGGUGGCAAGUUCUUAAGUCCCCACCCAAAGUACUCAUUCAAGUCCGAUGAUCGAAAACUUUUUUGUCAGUUUAUAAAAAAUGUUAAAUUACCAGAUGGGUUUGGAUCUAAUAUCAGUAAGAGGGUGACAGAUAACAAUGCUAACAUUACCGGGUUGAAAUCUCAUGACUGUCAUAUCCUCAUGCAACGUUUGAUACCGAUUGGGGUUAGAGGGCUUUUGACUAAAGAUACAUCUACACCAAUAGUAGACCUUUGUAUGUUCUUUAAGCAACUUUGCUCUAGAACACUAUCGGUGGAUGAUAUGAAGAAAGCAAAGGAUGACAUUGUUACCAUCUUAUGCAAGUUAGAGAUGAUCUAUCCACCUGCGUUUUUUGACAUUAUGGUUCAUUUACUUGUGCAUUUACCUGAUGAAGCGAUUGCGGGAGGUCCAGUAGCUUUUAGAUGGAUGUAUCCAUUUGAAAGGUACAUGAAAAAACUAAAGAACUAUGUUAAAAACCCGGCAAGGCCUGAAGGUUGUAUAGCUGAAUGUUAUGUGUUUGAAGAAGCUCUAACAUUUUGUUCAAUGUACCUUAAAGAUGUUCAGACUAAGUUCAAUCGCCCAGAUAGAAAAGAUGAUGUCGUUGUUGAAAAAAGAAAGUUAUGGGUGUUUGAGUCAAAAUGUCGUUAUGUUGGCGCAAGAAAGGAGAAAUAUCUAUCAUUCAUCGAAAAAAGCAAGAUGGAAUGGUUUGUCCUCGAAAACUGCGCAGAAGUUAGGGAGUACAUGAAGUGA
Molecule: messenger RNA, 2367 nt
Organism: Helianthus annuus (common sunflower)
Lineage: Eukaryota; Viridiplantae; Streptophyta; Magnoliopsida; Asterales; Asteraceae
Exons: 1
Coding region: 1-2367 (788 amino acids)
Source: RefSeq, a predicted model, not a curated record